Closterium sp. Naga37s-1 is the source of this 1136-nucleotide messenger RNA. NCBI's taxonomy places the organism in Eukaryota, Viridiplantae, Streptophyta, Zygnematophyceae, Desmidiales, Closteriaceae. The record is from the annotation of a GenBank genome assembly.
AUUUGAGCGCCCGAACUCUGCCUGGUACGCCCCACUCCCCAUUCUCCCUCUUUCCAUCACCCCGCCCCAUUGUCCCUCUUUCCAUAACCCCGCCCCAUUCUCCCGCUUUCCAUCACCCCGCCCAAUUCUCCCGCAUUCCAUCACCCCGCCCCAUUCUCCUGCUUUCCAUCACCCCGCCUCAUUCUCCCGCUUUCCAGCACCCCGCCCCAUUCUCCCGCUUUCCAUCACCCCCCCCCAUUCUCCCGCUUUCCAGCACCCCGCCCCAUUCUCCCUCUUUCCAUCACUUCGCCCCAUUCUCCCGCUUUCCAUCACCCCGCCCCAUUCUCCCGCUUUCCAUCACCCCGCCCCAUUCUUCCGCUUUCCAUCACCCCGCCCCAUUCUUCCGCUUUCCAUCACCCCGCCCCAUUCUCCUGCUUUCCAUCACCCCGCACCAUUCUCCCGCAUUCCAUCACCCCGCCCCAUUCUCCCGCAUUCCAUCACCUCGCCCCAUUCUCCCGCUUUCCAUCACCCCGCCCCAUUCUCCCGCUUUCCAUCACCCCGCCCCAUUUUCCCGCUUUCCAUCACCCCGCCCCAUUCUCCCGCUUUCCAUCACCCCGCCCCAUUCUCCCGCUUUCCAUCACCCCGCCCCAUUCUCCUGCUUUCCAUCACCCCGCCCCAUUCUCUCUCCUUCCAUCACCCUGCCACAUUCUCCCUCCUUCCAUCACCCCGCUCCAUUGUCCCGCUUUCCAUCACCCCGCCCCAUUCUCCCACUUUCCAUCACCCCGCCCCAUUCUCCCGCCUUGCAUCACCCCGCCCCAUUCUCUCUCUUUCCAUCACCCCGCCCGAUUCUCCCGCUUUCCAUCACCCCGCCCCAUUCUCCCACUUUCCAUCACCCCGCCCCAUUCUCCCUCUUUCCAUCACCCCGCCCCAUUCUCUUUCUUUCCAUCACCCCGCCCCAAUCUCCCGCUUUCCAUCACCCCGCCCCAUUCUCCCUCUUUCCAUCACCCCUCCCCAUUCUCCCGCUUUCCAGCACCCCGCCCCAUUCUCCCGCUUUCCAUCACCCCGCCCGAUUCUCCCGCUUUCCAUCACCCCGCCCCAUUCUCCCGCUUUCCAUCACCCCGCCCCAUUCUCCCGCUUUCCAUCACCCCGCCCUGUGA